Molecule: messenger RNA, 2498 nt
Organism: Drosophila eugracilis
Lineage: Eukaryota; Metazoa; Arthropoda; Insecta; Diptera; Drosophilidae
Gene: HtrA2
Product: serine protease HTRA2, mitochondrial
Exons: 3
Coding region: 209-1477 (422 amino acids)
Biological process (GO): programmed cell death; positive regulation of apoptotic process; proteolysis
Molecular function (GO): serine-type endopeptidase activity; protein binding
Source: RefSeq, a predicted model, not a curated record
AUUGUCGUGAAAGAAACCAUAUUAGCCACCCCUGAUGCAAAUAAGAAGCAUCGCAGCCAACAGCUGUUUGCACUACCUAUCGCAUAUCGAUAGUUGUGGGUGUCGCAGCAGGCUGCUUCCGUGGCAGAGUGCCAAAUUGAUAUCAGCUGCCAGCUGAGAAGUGAGAAAUUAAAUAACAAUAACAAACUAGAAAUAAUCACAGAAAUCGAUGGCUUUGCGCGGUUCUCACCGCCUGGAAUGGUUUUAUAGACGUUGUAUUGCUUCUCCGGUGUUUCAAAGCCACAUCCCCAACCGGAGCAGCAGUCAAAUAACGAUCAAAGACAGCGAUCCUAACAAAAAUGGUAACAGUGGGCAAGAUCGGAAAAAUGACGGACAAAAAGACAAAGGCUGGCGGAGACUAGUGCGCUUCUUUGUGCCUUUUUCCCUGGGCGCAGUGGUUAGCGCAAUGGUCAUUAAACGAGAAGAUCUCACUCCCACGAUCGGCGCCUCUAAGAUGACCGGUCGCCGGCGCGACUUUAAUUUCAUAGCCGAUGUGGUAGCUGGUUGUGCGGACUCGGUGGUGUACAUCGAAAUCAAGGACACGCGUCACUUUGACUACUUCAGCGGUCAACCGAUCACGGCUUCGAAUGGCUCUGGUUUUAUCAUAGAACAGAACGGACUCAUACUGACUAAUGCCCAUGUGGUGAUCAACAAACCGCACACAAUGGUCCAGGUGAGGCUGUCCGACGGAAGGACCUUUCCGGCCACCAUCGAGGACGUGGAUCAGACCUCUGAUCUUGCCACUCUACGCAUACAGGUGAACAAUCUGUCUGUUAUGCGGCUGGGAAAGAGCAGUACCCUACGAUCCGGCGAGUGGGUGGUGGCCUUAGGUAGUCCGCUGGCCUUGAGCAAUACGGUUACCGCAGGCGUAAUUAGCUCCACACAACGUGCAUCUCAAGAACUUGGUCUACGAAACAGGGACAUUAACUACCUACAAACGGAUGCUGCGAUCACGUUUGGCAACUCCGGCGGACCCUUGGUCAAUCUGGAUGGCGAAGCCAUUGGAGUUAACUCGAUGAAGGUUACUGCAGGCAUAAGCUUCGCCAUACCCAUUGACUAUGUUAAAGUGUUUCUGGAGCGGGCGGCCGAACGACGCAAGAAGGGCUCGGCAUACAAGACCGGCUAUCCUGUGAAGCGGUACAUGGGCAUCACCAUGCUGACGCUCACCCCGGACAUCCUGUUCGAGCUUAAGUCACGAAGCCAAAAUAUGCCCAGUAACCUCACGCACGGUGUGCUCGUAUGGAAGGUCAUCGUAGGAUCACCGGCGCACACCGGCGGCUUGCAACCUGGUGACAUAGUGACCCACAUAAACAAGAGGGAAAUAAAGAACUCCUCAGAUGUCUACGACGCUCUGGCGGACAAUAGCAAAACUUUGGACAUAGUGAUUUUGCGUGGUGUGAAGCAGAUGCGUGUGACCAUUACGCCAGAAGAUCCCUAAUGAAAACUGCACUCCGCACCUGUAAGCCAGAUCUACAACGAAAUCAUGCACGCCUGAUUUGCAAUACAUAUACAUAUGAAUACAUUUGUAAAAGAAGAGUCCGAUCCUGGGAAGAAAUCGAUAACUAACCUACGCCACACACGCUCCUUUUUCCAUCUGGAGCUCCUGCCUAUAUUUGUAUCUGACUAACGAGUAGAAAAAUUUGCAUAGAUCUCGGGCUCGUUAUCAGUUUGGUCAUUAUUAACAGCGACACGACCAUAAGUUAAUCUACGCAUCGUACAGCACAAAAAUGUAUCUUCGACUGGGUCGAUUGGGUCGUUUGUCCGUUUCCGAACAUCAUCGAUUUCUCUUUCAUGGAGCGCUGUGCGUGUCCCUGUCCAUCCGUCUGUCUUUCCGUCCGUCCGAUUGUCCCCAUCCAACAACGACAAAAAUGUAUUUACGCUAAUUGAAAUAUCUUGCGUUGCGAUCAAUCGAUGCCAUAUUUUUUAUAGGCCAAACCACUGCAGUGGUGCCGCAGAAAAUGCAGCAGCGCCGCAGCAACAACCGUCGAAUACCGAAAUGCAAAUUUCAAUAAAUUUAUGCAACUGUAUUCCCAGCGCUUUACUUGGUCCCAGCUGUUCAUACCCUCGAUUGGAGUACUUUUAAAAUUUAAAAAAUGCUUCCGAAAUAUAGAAUCAAACUUUCAGAAUCUUUUCCCUCUCUUUUAGUGCUUAUAAUGAAAAUUAAGUUAUAAAUAAAAUAAAACAAAUUAUAUUUGUUUCUCUUAAACGAUCCAAGAAGUGACCAAAUCUUAUGUAUACUUUUUAAACUGAAAGUUGAUUUUCAGUACUCAGUUCCAGUUCUUGAUUUCAUUCAAUUUGAUUCAUUAUUUUUUUAUAUAGAAAGAACAGAAUGUAUAUUUUUAAAUAACCCUAAAAAUACAAUAAAUAAAGAGUGUUAGAGUCUUAAAUGUUAUAUAGCACUCAUAAUAGAAAUAUAAAGUUUUUACCCUUGUAAAUAAACCUAAAGAGUACUCAAACUU